This is a messenger RNA of Stylophora pistillata, 1967 nucleotides long. RefSeq names its product BTB/POZ domain-containing protein 6. Gene Ontology annotation, biological process: neurogenesis. Gene Ontology annotation, molecular function: protein binding. Lineage: Eukaryota; Metazoa; Cnidaria; Anthozoa; Scleractinia; Pocilloporidae. The record is from RefSeq and is a predicted model, not a curated record. Gene Ontology annotation, cellular component: cytosol.
GCUCGUAAUAUUCAAUAGGGUUUAAUUUGUGAAGAGAACUGAGAACAAACAUAGCAAUGGCUGCUGAAGAUAAUUGGCAAACGAAACUUCCAACUCUCGUCGAAAGAACUGAAUUCAUUUUCAACAACGAGUUAUUGAGUGAUGUAAAGUUUGUCGUUCCGGUGUCGACUGGUGAAAGCGAAAGUAAGAAGGUGAUCCCAGCUCACAAGUUUGUGCUUGCAAUUAGUAGUCCUGUAUUCUUUGCCAUGUUCUAUGGUCAAAUGGCGGAGACUAUAGACUCUAUUGAACUGCCUGACUGUGGGUACGAGAGUCUGUUGGAACUGUUCCGUUUCAUGUACAGUGACAAAGUGAAUCUAAGCGGAAAUAAUGUGAUGCAAGUGUUGUGCUUGGCGAACAAUUACAAGAUGCCUUCGCUCACCGAGAAAUGCACAGAGUAUCUUCGUGACAGCCUGAAGGCCUCGAACGUGUUUUGUAUUCUGCCACACGCACAGAAAUUUGAGGACAAAGAUUUAGAAGAUCGAUGCUGGAAAGUAAUUAAGGAGCAGACCGACGAAGUUGUGGCGUCAGACGAAUUUGUUACAAUUGAGCGAUCUUUUGUGGAAUCUGUUGUGAAGCGAGAAGAGUUGAAUGUAGAGGAAGUGGAACUUUUCAAAGCUGUUGAUCGCUGGGCCACAAAGGAAUGUGAAAGACAAGGGGUUACUUCCGAUGGGGAGACUAAGAGAAGACUUCUGGGAGAGGAAAUUGUGAAAGGAAUACGCUUUCCGCUUAUGCCACAGAAGGAUUUUAUAACGGUCGUAUUUGAUUCGCGAAUCUUGAGUUAUGAAGAGUUUGGAACCAUGAUAAAAUACUACAAUGGUGGUUUAACUACUCCUUUGCCGUUCUUAAAAGCCUGCAGAUUUGAUUCCACUACGCAACGAUGCAACAGAUUUCAAACGUUUCGUGCACCAUAUAAUCUCUGGGGUUACAGUGGUAAUGCUGACUCUAUCAUUCUCACCGUCGAGAAGCCUGUUAAGGUUUACGGAGUUCAGCAUUUUGGCUCCGAAGGCGGUGAGUAUACAGUUACAACGGACAUUGUUGAUCUCAUAACGAACACUUCGCUCGUGAGUCGAGCUGGAAAUUAUGCAUCAGAAAUUAUGCAUCAGAAUUAUGCAUCAGAAUUAUUCGAUACACAUGCCUAUUACGGCUUUGAUGUAAUGUUCGAUCGUCCAGUUAUUUUGAAGGCAGAUAAAGAGUACAAGGUAAAGUCGCUCAUCAAGGGCCCCAAAUCGUGGUACGGCGAAAGAGGGCAAACACCAGUGGAGUGCCAGGGAGUGCGAUUUACGUUUCGUAACUCGGCACCUGAAAAUAAUGGGACCAGUGAAACAGCAGGACAGUUUCCUGGAGUUUUGUUUACAGUUCCAAGUAGAAAUUCUAAGGUAACCUGAACCAUUUCUGUUAAAGUAGAGCCCAGUGAAAGUCUAUUGGGUCAGGUAGUAUUGGAUCAAUUGGAUCAUUCUUCUACGUUUAUAUAAAGUAUAAUGAAUUUUAACAACGCAGACGAAGUUUCUGGUAGCUAAAUGUUGUUUUAUUCAAUGGAAUUAAAUAUUUGGUUUGCCUUUUUUUUGCUUGCUUGCAAAUGUAAAAGGUCCAGUUUAAAUAUAUACCACGUUAGGAACUUCAGACAAAUACGUACCGAUAAAGUUGCAAACUAAUAAAUAUCAUUUGUGAAAAUUUUUUGUCGCAAACUCAGCGAGGACACUUUAGCACAGGCAUCACGAUUGGGACAAAAGAAAUCGGACAAAAGCGAGCCGACGCUGUCAGAUUCAUUGGUGUUAUCAACUGAGUUUAUAAUGCAGUAAAUGGUUUGAACCCGGGGUAACAUGUGAAGGUGUAGUCUGAUCGUCCGGGUGAGUGUAGUUGUACCCACACCAACGCAGCACCAGUUUCUUUAGAAGGUUAUUCCCAUAGUCAGUAGGAGGCUUAUAUUA